AUGCCUUCUGCUGAUCCCAUCGUGGCCGUCCCUGCCAACGGCGCCGUCAAUGGCACAAAUGGCGAAUCUCGUCCGCAAACGCCGAUGACCGGAAUGGCCUUGACUGAGUACAGCGCAAACCCCUCGACACCAUCCGCAGAGAAGCAGGCCCGCCUCAGAGAGAUUGUUCCUGAAGAAUACCUUCUUCCUACUGGAUACCCUGACUACCUUCGUCUCAUCGCCAGCGCUACUUCUCGAGUUUACGAGGCCUGCAAGAUCACUCCCCUCACCCACGCCAUCAACCUGAGCAACCGACUCGAAUGCAAUGUCCUCCUCAAGCGUGAAGACGAGCAGCCCGUAUUCAGCUUCAAGCUGCGCGGCGCUUACAACAAGAUGGCUCAUCUCGACCCCAAGAAGAGCUGGAAGGGUGUAGUCUGCUGCUCCGCCGGUAACCAUGCCCAGGGCGUCGCCUACUCUGCCCGCAAGCUCAAGAUUCCCGCGACCAUCGUCAUGCCCGAAGCGACUCCUAGUAUCAAGCAUCUCAAUGUCGCCCGUCUUGGUGGUCAUGUGGUAUUGCACGGCGCUGAUUUUGACGCCGCCAAGGAGGAGUGUGCACGAAGAGAGGUCCAAGAUGGACUCAUCAAUAUUCCUCCUUUUGAUGACCCUUAUGUCAUUGCUGGCCAGGGCACUAUCGGAAACGAGUUGUUCGGUCAGGUCAACAUGGCCAAGGUAGAGGCCAUCUUUUGCUGUGUCGGCGGUGGCGGUCUCAUUGCUGGAAUCGGUCUCUAUGUCAAGCGCAUGGCUCCCCACGUCAAGAUCAUUGGUGUCGAGGCUCACGAUGCCAACGCCAUGGCGCAAUCGCUGAAGAAGGGCGAGCGUGUUCUUCUCAAGGAAGUCGGCCUGUUCGCUGACGGCGCCGCUGUCAAGAUCCCCGGAGAGGAGACUUUCCGUAUCUGCAAGGAGGUCAUCGACGACGUUAUCGAAGUGUCAACCGAUGAGAUCUGCGCUGCUAUCAAGGACAUGUACGACGACACCCGUUCAGGUCUCGAACCAGCCGGUGCUCUUUCCAUUGCCGGUCUCAAGAAAUACGUUAGUCAGAACCCCUCGGACGAUUCGAAGCGCAACCUCAUCGCUAUUACUUCGGGCGCCAACAUGAACUUUGAUCGCCUGAGAUUCGUCGCUGAGCGUGCUACCAUGGGUGAGGGCAAGGAAGCUCUUCUUUCUGUCCAGAUCCCCGAGCGCCCUGGUGCCUUCUCCGAACUCAUCAACAACAUCAUGCCCCACGGUGUCACAGAGUUCAGCUACCGCUACUCAACAGACGAAGUCGCCAACAUCCUCAUCGGUGUCUCACUCACAGCCCCCGCUCACCAACGAUCCGAAGAACUUCGCUCCCUCAUCGAUCGCAUCCAAUCAAACAACAUGACCGUGACAGACCUCUCAAACGACGAACUCGCCAAGAGCCAUAUCCGAUAUCUCGUCGGUGGACGAUCCGGUGUCCCCAACGAGCGCCUUUACAUGUUCACCUUCCCCGAAAGACCAGGAGCUCUUGAGAAGUUCCUCGUCACACUUCGUCCCAAGUUCAACAUCAGCUUGUUCCAGUACCGUAACUACGGCGGCGACGUCGGCAAGAUCGUUACCGGAAUAUUAUGUCCUGACGAAGAGGUCACCGAGCUUCACAACUUCUUGCGCAAGAUCGGUUAUCCUUACGAGGACUGCACCGAGUCACCAGUAUUCAAGACAUUCUUGCGAUCAUAA
Molecule: messenger RNA, 1734 nt
Organism: Fusarium venenatum
Lineage: Eukaryota; Fungi; Ascomycota; Sordariomycetes; Hypocreales; Nectriaceae
Product: tryptophan synthase beta subunit-like PLP-dependent enzyme
Biological process (GO): L-serine catabolic process; L-threonine catabolic process
Molecular function (GO): pyridoxal phosphate binding; L-serine ammonia-lyase activity; threonine deaminase activity
Source: RefSeq, a predicted model, not a curated record